AUGGAGCUCAACUUUUCCAUCCUCGGAGCCAUUAGUGCCUCACUACUCUUCCUCUUCUACUGUUUACGGCCAACAAAAAACGCCACCCACAAAUCCCCGCCAGAAGCUGGGGGCGCCCGGCCUUUCACCGGCCAUCUCCAUCUUAUGUUCCCCCCCUCCGAGCUCCCUUACAUCGCGCUGGCCGCCCUCUCCGACACGUACGGACCGGCCUUCACAGUCCGUCUGGGCAUGCGACGGGCCCUGGUCGUCAGCAGCCGGGAGCUAGCCAAACACCUCUUCACCACCUGCGAUUCGGCCAUAUCCUCCCGCCCGGUCCUGCGAGCUGCCUGCCACCUGAGCCGUGGUUUUGCCACCUUCGGAUUCUCUCCCUACGGCCCCCACUGGAUCCAGAUGCGCAGGCUCGUCUCUACUGAGCUCCUCUCGGCCCGGCAGGUCAAGAUGCAACGAGAUGUGCGCGCGUCCGAGACGGCCUUGUCGGUUAACGAGCUUUUCCGUAGGUGGGAAGAGAGGAAGGAUGGGUCGGGCUGGGUUUUGGUGGACAUGAAGAAGUGGGUUGGGGAGCUAACCUUGAACAUGGUGCUGAGGCUGGUGGCUGGGAAGAGGUUGGCGGGCAUCAAUGAUGGUGGGGAGGAGAUUAGGCGGUGCCGGGAGAUGAUGAGGAGUUUAUUUGAGUUAGCGGGGAUGUUUGUGGUGGCCGACGCCCUCCCUUAUCUGGGGUGGCUGGAUAUUGGGGGGCACGAGAAGAGGAUGAGGGAAAACGCGAGGGAGCUGGAGAGAUUGGUCGGGGGAUGGCUUGCGGAGCAUCGGGAGAAGGAAUAUGGUUAUGAUGAUGAUUACAAGCCGCGGGAUUUUAUGGAUGUGAUGGUGUCGGUUAUGAGAAGCGGUGAGCUUCAGACCGAGUAUGAUGACGACACCAUCAUCAAGGCCACUUGCGAGGCUUUGAUCGUAGGUGGGACGGACUCAACCACAGUGAUGUUAAUAUGGGCCCUUUCCCUCCUACUCAACAACCCCCACGCCUUGAAUAAGGCUCAGGAAGAGCUGGAUACACACGUGGGCAAGGAAAGGCAUGUAGACGAAUCGGACAUUGGCAAUCUAGUCUAUCUCCAAGCCAUCACAAAAGAGACUCUGCGGUUAUGCCCUGCAGGGCCCCUGCUUGGCGUACGCGAGUUUUCCGAGGACUGCAAUGUCAGCGGCUACCACAUCCCCAAGGGGACAUGGUUGAUGGUGAACGCAUGGAAGCUGCACCGGGACCCGCACGUGUGGGGACCUGACGCACUAGAGUUCAAGCCCGAGAGGUUUCUGGGCGAGCACCGGAACUUGGAUGUGAAAGGUCGUGAUUUCAAGCUGAUCCCAUUUAGUGCGGGACGGAGGAUCUGCCCGGGGGCAAACUCUGGCCUGCAGAUGAUGAAUUUGGUGUUGGCUAACUUGUUGCACGGGUUUGAGCUGUCGACUGUGUCCGGUAAGGAGGUUGAUAUGACGGGGAGUCAUGGGAUGAUCAAUAUGAAAGCCUUGCCACUUGAUGUUCUUCUUGCCCCUAGACUGUCUCAAAGUCUUUAUAAUUAA
This is a messenger RNA of Striga hermonthica, 1563 nucleotides long. The record is from the annotation of a GenBank genome assembly. Lineage: Eukaryota; Viridiplantae; Streptophyta; Magnoliopsida; Lamiales; Orobanchaceae.